Molecule: messenger RNA, 3318 nt
Organism: Mauremys reevesii (Reeves's turtle)
Lineage: Eukaryota; Metazoa; Chordata; Testudines; Geoemydidae
Product: disintegrin and metalloproteinase domain-containing protein 32-like
Exons: 22
Coding region: 151-2259 (702 amino acids)
Biological process (GO): proteolysis; cell adhesion; binding of sperm to zona pellucida
Cellular component (GO): plasma membrane
Molecular function (GO): metalloendopeptidase activity
Source: RefSeq, a predicted model, not a curated record
GGCUCCAACCGGCACCGCCUACCCUGCACCAUGGGACCCGUCCUGGCGCUGCUCCUGGCCCAGCUCCUCCCCGCGCUGGGUGAGAGAAGAAGGGAGAGGCUUGGUGGAGAGCCAGGCCUCUAAGGUUCUCAACAAACAUUUCUGCAAAUCAUGGUUCCAUGGUCAAUGCCAUCAUAUCAAAAUGGAAAUCAGAAUCAGGUGUCCUAUGUUAUUACAAUAGAAGAGAAGUCAUAUACCCUUCUCCUGAAGCAACAAGUUUUUUUACCCAAUAAUUUCAGGGUGUAUACUUACAGCCAAGAGGGGUCUGUUCAUUCUAAUUUCCCACAUAUUAAGCGUGAUUGUUUCUACAAAGGAUAUAUUGCAGGUUUUCCAAAUUCAGUUGUGACACUCAGCACCUGUUCUGGACUUAGAGGGAUACUGCAGUUAAAGAAUGUCAGCUAUGGAAUUGAACCUUUGGACUCUACACCUGGAUUUCAGCAUCUAGUUUAUCAAAUAUGGAAUGAAAACAUAGAGAGUCUGCUUUUUGUAGAAAACGAUUCUGUUAUAUGGAGUGAAGGGAUGACACGAAAGCUGGAUACAGGAAUAAAAGCAAAACAGAAUUUCGUCAGAUACUCCAGAUAUUUGGAAAUGCAUGUGAUUUUGGACAAGGCUCUGUAUGACUAUAUGGGUUCAGAUAAGGAUGUUGUAACGGAGAAAAUAGUCCAACUUAUUGGCUUUGUCAACAGUAUGUUUACCCCUCUUAAUAUGACAAUUGUGCUGUCUUCAUUGGAAUUCUGGGCAGAUAGUAACAAAAUUCCUACAACAGGGGAAGCUGAUGAAUUAUUACGAAGGUUUUUACAGUGGAAAAAUAUCCAUCUUAUUCUACGGCCACAUGACAUAGCAUAUUUAUUUGUUUACAGGGACCAACCAAAUUAUGUAGGGGCAUCUUUUGCAGGAAAGCUGUGUGUGAGAAACUAUUCUGGAGGGGUUGCUCUGUAUCAAAGAACAAUAACACUGGAGACAUUUUCAGUCAUCAUUGCACAGCUGCUCGGGCUUAGUCUGGGAAUAGCAUAUGACGAUUCUAGGGACUGUCAGUGUUCAGGAUACACCUGCAUAAUGCACACCAAAGCAGUACAUUCCGGUGGGACAAAGGCCUUUAGCAACUGCAGUAUAGGAGACUUUCAAAGUUUCAUUGCAAAGGGAGAAGGAGAAUGCCUUUUGAACAAACCGUAUUUGAAUGCAUCUUAUAGAGCUCCUGUCUGUGGCAACAAAAUAGUGGAGGAAGGAGAGGACUGUGACUGUGGCACAAAAAAGGACUGUCUAUGGGAUCAGUGUUGCCAACACACCUGUAAAUUUAGACGAGACAUCAAAUGUAUCAGUGGAGAUUGUUGUUGGAAAUGUAGGUUUGUGCGAAAUGGUACAUUAUGUAGAAGCACUAGUGAAGAUGAUUGUGAUCUAAUAGAGUACUGCAAUGGUUCCUCUGCACACUGUACACCUGACUUCUGGGUCAUGGAUGGGCACCCAUGCAACCGUAAUACAGCCUAUUGUUUCAAAGGAGUGUGCCAAACUGCUGAUAAACAGUGUAAAAAACUCUUUGGUAAAGCUUCAAAAAGUGGCUCUCUCGCAUGUUAUGAAGAAAUUAAUGGUCAAAAGGAUAGGAUGGGACACUGCGGCUCCACUCGGGCAGGUUACCAGACUUGCGAAUGGAAGGAUCUCCAAUGUGGGAAGUUAGUUUGUCAAUAUCCGAGUAAUAGACCAUUCAUUAAGGAAAAGGCUGCUGUCAUUUAUGCUAGGGUGCAGAAUUCCUUAUGCAUAACUUUAGAUUAUAUGAAGGGGCUCCAAGUGAAGGAUCCAAUGUUGGUGAAGGAUGGUACUCUCUGUGGUAAGCAAAAGAUUUGUAUGAACCAGAAAUGUGUAGAUGCUGCUGUCCUGAAAUACAAAUGUGAUGUAAAGAAAAAAUGCAAUGACCAUGGAGUGUGCAACAACAGAGGAAAUUGUCACUGUAGGUCUGGCUGGCUGCCACCAGAUUGCAAAAUUUCAUCAAAAGGAUAUGGAGGGAGUAUUGACAGUACUUUCAAAAGUGAUGCAAUCAUUGACAGACUUCACCGGAACACUUUGAAGAACUGGCUUCUGCUAAGUUUCUGUCUCUUUCUGCCUGUCCUUGUUUGUUCUAUCAUCAUGAUUAUAAAACGAAAUGAAUUGAAUAGAUGCUGCACUAAGGAAGAAUCACAAGUUGAUGAAUUACAAGACAUGGAUCAGUCAGAAAAUCCAAGUGUAUAGCCAAUAACACCAGAAGGCUGGAAAUAAUAUAAGCAGUCAGUUUAAAGCAGAUGGCAAAGUACUUCCAGCAUGGAACCUCUGAAUGGACAGUGCAAUAUAUAACCAGCUUUUAAUUUGGAGUUGUUUUUUUAAUUAUUCGGGUUAACUAUUUCCAUCCCCCCAUAAAGAUUGAGUGGUUUUUUUUUAAGGAAAAAAAAAGUAAUAGUACUGUAAAGCAAAGACUGAACUUAAAUUUGUUGUAUAUGUACAUUUUCCUGUACAUAUCUACUAAACAUAUUUAAUGAUUUAUAUCUAGUGUUAUAAAUUCAUGCCAGUCAUAGGGCUUGAAAAUUGCACUUUCCCAUUUGCUAAUGAUGAGUUAGAAGCUUUUGGGGGUGAGAGUUACUUCACUUUCUGGAGAAUUCAAGCUUUCAUUUGAGGGUGGGAUGUUUCUAGUCCUUAACAGUUGCAAAGACAGCCUGACAGAUAUAAUCAGCAUAGUGCUGCCUGAGUCUGUCUCUAGACAGCCUGAAACAAUAGCUUGGUGUUAGGGGUUUGAACUCCCACAAUCAUCUCAAAGGGGUGUUCAAUUAACUGUUCUCUCAUAAACCACUGAAAGAGAAAACCCCACAAGGUGAGGAUUCGGAAGACACCACAAGCACUGGCCAUCAGAGCUGGCGAGCAUUUGGGGAGAGUAUGCUGCAUCCUCCUUAGGGAAUGUAGCAGUAGGAGUUCCCCGUGAGAACUCCAUUCUGCCUAACACAAGCUAGUGCCUAGAAGGCAUUUAUAAGCCCUUAGGAAUUCCUGUAGUUUAAAUAAUUUAGUUAAAAGAUAGUAAUUUGAUUUCUCAUAAUAAUUGCUCUAGACUUGAAUAGUUUUUUGACCUGACUUCAUUAUAUUUUUUCUGUGGGCUAUUGCAAUGAAAAUUGGGAAUAUUUUCUCUUCCAGCACCUCAACUGUGAACUCUAAUGGAUUCUCAAUUUACCUAGGAAAUGUUUGUAACCUUUCAAUUUUCUUUUGGAGGAGUCUUCUCCUUAUGUAAUUCUGAAUUGGAUGUUAAUUAAUUACAAAAUAAAGGAA